Molecule: messenger RNA, 342 nt
Organism: Trypanosoma rangeli
Lineage: Eukaryota; Euglenozoa; Kinetoplastea; Trypanosomatida; Trypanosomatidae
Exons: 1
Source: RefSeq, a predicted model, not a curated record
GUGUGUGUGCGUGGCGUGGCGUUUGUGUUGCGGGAGUGCGCGGGGCUAAAGCAUCUUCCGUGGCAGGGAAAAGGUGGGCCUCCAGAACGGACGGGCGCGCCCUCCGUAGACACACUUAGGCCACGAAACGCCUCGCUGCUUUCGCAAUGGCUCGCUUCCGGGCCGCGGGGGCGCGCAGGGACCGGGCAUGAGGCAAUCGCCUCGCCCCCACGGAGCAGCACGCUGAGGACAUGCCCCAUCAGAAAUGAGCGCGCGGUGUGCUGCGACGCCCCCGCCUUUGCAGCCACUGAGCCGCGCGGCCUGCACUGGGUCAUUUGCCAAUUUGAAGCCCACGCCGGUUAA